This is a messenger RNA of Eupeodes corollae, 1233 nucleotides long. RefSeq lists its product as uncharacterized. The record is from RefSeq and is a predicted model, not a curated record. Bases 84 to 1115 code for a protein of 343 amino acids. Lineage: Eukaryota; Metazoa; Arthropoda; Insecta; Diptera; Syrphidae. The transcript has 3 exons.
GACAUUUCGUUUUGAGAUUGAAUUUGGUUUGGUAAUGUUGUUUGUUGAUGAAAAAUUGAAAAUCAAAAUAUUAACAAAAAUUAAUGGAAGAAGUUGAUUUAAAAAAUUUCCAAGUAGUAAAAAAUGAAGAGGGAGUUGUAUUCAUUGACAAGACAAACGUUAUGCUUCAAAAUGCUUCAACUGGAGAAGUUUUAACGACAUCCUUUGAUAAUGUAUCUUCAUUCUAUGGUCUAGACAGUCAUUCAUCGGAUGCACCAAUGGCACCUGGUGAAGACGAUAACUACCAAGAGUAUUCACCAGAAGCCAGUUUAAAAGAAUCCCCAGAAGAUAGUUUCGAUGAUGAAGCGAUGCCAGAAGAUACACCAAGUGCAGUUUCAUCUCGACCUCCAAUCAAAUGGGGACAUGAAGAGACUAAAUUUCUGCUCCAACUCUACUCAAAACUGAUAACUUGUGUGGGCCCAGAUAAAAAGUUUCGCACAAAGAAACUAAUGUGGGCUCACUUAGCAACGCUAAUUCAACGGAAGUUUAAGAUCUCCCCCAAUGCCACACAAGUUGAAACUCGCUACAAAUGUGUGUCGAAACGUACAAAAAAGCCAAAUUUGAUGAUUCCCAUCGACAAAAAUGUUCGCAAAGAAAUUGCCUAUAGCAACGAAAGGUUCGCCAAAUGCGAUCAAGAGGAUCCCAUUGGGAUAGAAACUGUGAUGUCGCAGGGCAGAAUUUUCAUGCUACCUCGGGAGCCGGUAGUCAGUUUGCCACCGCCUGCUCCCUCCACUUUAUUGAAAAUGAUCCCAGAACCUCCGGAACAAGAUGAACAAGAUAUCCUAGAAGGGGACAAUACACAAAAUCCAGUUCGUAGGAAUAGAAAACCACCUCAAGUUGUGAUGUUUGAAAAAUAUCUACAACAAAAAGCGGAGUUUUAUGAAAGACGAGAAGCCAAAACCGACGAAAGAGCCCGAAAAAAAGCUGAGCGGGAGAAGGAAAAAGAAAGACACAAACAACAAAGAGAAAAGGAGAAGAUUGAACGAGAAAAAGAGAAGGAACUGAUGAAGCAACAGAGGCAUUUAGAAAAAAUGAAGCUUCUCAGAGAAAUACUGAAUAAAAGCUUUAAAAAAUAAUUUGUUUGAUUUUUAGUUAAUUUUAUUCAAAGACCUUGUGUUAUCUCAUAUCGUUUCAUUUGUCCAUUAUGAAGGGACAUGCUUUCCAAUAUAGAUGGCUCCUCCUCUUUCACAAAAA